AUGGAUUUAUUAGGUGAUAUUGUGGAAAAGGAUCCAUACAAUGACAGUGACAGAUUAGAGAAACCAAUUAUUCAACAGACGAAAAAUGGAUUUCCUGAAUUAUAUAAGCCUAAAAAGAUUUCUUCGUGGAAACAAAGAUUACAACAAAAGAAACAACAACAACCAGCUACAAAAAAAUUAAGUGAAGCUGAAUCGAUUCAUAUGGAUAAUAUUAAAAAACUUAAUGAUAUGACAGAAGAUGAAAUUUUAAAAGAGAAAAAAGAUUUAUUGAAUUCUUUAGAUCCAAAAUUGAUUCAAAAUUUAUUGAAAAAUAUUAAUAAAAGACAAGAUAAUGAAACUCCAUUAUUUGCCGAAAUUGAAGGUGCUUCAGGAACUUGGGUUGGUGGAUUUAAUGAGAAUUUGAAAAAUUUACCAAGUUUAUCUAAUAAACAAGUGAAUGAUUCUCUUGAUAUAGUGACACCAUCAACUAAUAUAAAAUCACCAGUAAUACAGACGCAUAAAGAAGAUGUCGAAGAUGAAGAAAUCUCGGAUAUUGAAUAUCCACCUUUAGAUGAAGAUGAUGUGGCUCCGUUAGAUUAUCAAAUGGCUCAGGCUAUUGAUCAUACAGCAAAUGAAGAUUUAUUAAAAGAUGUACAUUUUGUCUCCCCACAUAAUCAUGACGAUGAUGAUAAUGAUAAUGACGAGACACCAUUAGAUAUUAAUGAUCCAAAUUUUGAUGAAAAAUUACAUAGUAGAUAUUUCCCUCAUCUACCCAAAGAUAUAGACAAAUUGAAAUGGAUGAAGUCCUCACCAGAAGAUGACGAUAUUGCAAAAGAUAAUGCUGUCAUUGAAAGUGUCGCUGAUUGUAGAUUUGAUUUCAAUGGGAAUUUAGUGCCUCCAACGCGUGAUAUCACUUCUACUACUACCUCUGCAUUACAUCAUCAUUCACAGGAUCCUCAACUUGCUGGCUACACAAUAUUAGAGUUAGAUCAUCUAUCAAGAUCCACAUACCCUUCACAACGUUGCAUUGCUAUCCAGACUCUUGGUCGUAUACUCUAUAAGUUAGGUAAACAAUCAUAUUAUCAAUUGGUUCCCGAAAUCGAUGCAGAAACAUAUCAAGAAGAUGGUAACAUUGAAAACGUCAUGAAUAAAAUAUAUGCAAUGUUUUGGGAGAUGUUAAAAGAAUUGCAAACCAUUCAAUGGUUAGAAUUUUCUUCAAUUGAAAAAAAUACCCCAAAUUUAUCUGUAAGAAAUUAUGCAAUUGAUGCAUUAUGGUUAUGGAAACAAGGUGGUGGAGAUUUUAGAAACAAGAAAUGA
Messenger RNA from Maudiozyma saulgeensis, 1296 nucleotides. Lineage: Eukaryota; Fungi; Ascomycota; Saccharomycetes; Saccharomycetales; Saccharomycetaceae. The record is from the annotation of a GenBank genome assembly.